This is a messenger RNA of Musa acuminata AAA Group (dessert banana), 2174 nucleotides long. Its product is annotated as berberine bridge enzyme-like D-2. Bases 223 to 1923 code for a protein of 566 amino acids. NCBI's taxonomy places the organism in Eukaryota, Viridiplantae, Streptophyta, Magnoliopsida, Zingiberales, Musaceae. Gene Ontology annotation, molecular function: FAD binding; oxidoreductase activity. The record is from RefSeq and is a predicted model, not a curated record. The transcript has a single exon.
CGCUCAGCCUCGGUGAUCCGCCAGGUGUUAUACUUAACCUGAACCCCGACGUAUAUCUUCUCCGUACAUCCGAUAUCAACCGUCCGAUGCAGAUCUUGAUGUUGUCGCUGCUUGCACUACUGUGAUCAGUGGAAUAAACAGGCCGGUUAACAUCCCGUCGUGCUAAUCGACUCCUUCGAUAUAAAUCCCAAACCUCCUCCUCCCUCUUGACGCACAGCGGCCAUGGCCGAGAGCUAUCGCCAUGUCAUCCUCCUCCUCCUCUCCUGCUGCUGCUUCUUUGUCUCGUUCGCUUCGUACCCUGUUGCUCCGAGUGGCUUCGACGGAGUGCGGAAGCUCGUCUUGUGUCUCGCCUCCGCCGGGGUCGACAACUACACGGUCCCGACUGCCGACCCGUUGAUCUCGGAUACCUCCUUGUACUACCUCUUUCUCAACUUCUCCAUCCAAAACCUCCGCUUCGCCCCGCGGCCCGGUCUCGCGCGCCCGGCCGCUAUCGUCCUCCCCGGGAAUCGCACGCACCUGCGGAGCACCGUCCUGUGCUGCCGCGCCGCCGGAUUCGGCGUGCGUAUCCGCAGCGGCGGGCACAGCUACGAGGGGUUGUCCUACUCCGAGGAUUCCGGAGUCGCCGCGCCGUUUGUGGUCGUCGACCUCAUGAGGCUGAACCGGGUCCGUGUCGACCCAGAAUCGCGGACCGCGUGGGUCGAGUCGGGAGCGACACUGGGCGAGACGUACCACGCCAUCGCGGCGUCGAGCGACUCGCUGGCCUUCUCCGCUGGGUCGUGCCCCACCGUCGGCAGUGGUGGCCACAUAGCCGGCGGCGGGUUCGGGUUGCUGUCGAGGAAGUACGGACUGGCGGCCGACAACGUGGUCGACGCAGUCCUGAUCGACGCGGACGGCCGGGUCAUGGACCGCGAGUCGAUGGGGGAGGACAUCUUCUGGGCGAUCCGCGGCGGCGGCGGCGGCGGGUGGGGGGCGGUCUACGCCUGGCGGAUCCAGCUCCUGCCCAUCCCCGCCCGGGUCACCGGCUUCAUCGUGAACCGCCCCGGGUCGACCCGCCUGGUCGCCGAGCUAGUCCACAAAUGGCAGCUCGUCGCGCCGAGCCUCCCCGACGAGUUCUACCUUUCCGCCUUCGUCGGCGCGGGGCUCCCCGAGCUGGACCGCGUCGAGAUGUCGGCCACCUUCAAGGGCUUCUACCUCGGCCCGAAACUGGAAGCGGUCUCAAUCAUGGCACGGACCUUCCCCGAGUUAGGACUCGUCGACACGGACUGCCACGAGACGAGUUGGAUCGAGUCGGUAUUGUUCUUCUCCGGACUCCCCAACGGGAGCACGGUUUCGGAUCUCAAGGAUCGGAUCCUCCGCGGGAAGAAAUCCUUCAAGGCCAAAUCCGACUUCGUGCGGAUCCCGAUAAGCAAAUCGAAUCUCACCCGCGCCUUCGACUUGCUGUCGCAGGAGCCGAAAGCGUACCUUAUCAUGGACCCGUACGGCGGGGCCAUGGCCAGGAUCCGGAGCGAUCAUAUACCGUUCCCACACCGGAGCGGAAAUCAGUACUUGAUCCAAUACAUGAUCGAGUGGACAUCAGAGGAGGAGGCGAGCAGCAAGCAGCACCUGGAGUGGAUCCGCGGGUACUACAACCACAUGGGGGAUUACGUGUCCAAGGGCCCGAGGGCGGCGUACGUGAACUACUUGGACCUGGAUCUGGGGACCAACAGAUGGACGGUCGGGAUGGGCGAUCUCAACGAUCGGACGGCUGAUGCGAGGUCGUGGGGCGAGAAGUACUUCCUGGCAAACUACGACAGGUUGGUGCGCGCCAAGACGGCCGUCGAUCCGUAUGACGUGUUCAACAACGCCCAGAGUAUUCCGCCCAACUCGUCCGAGCAGAAGGAUAUGAUAUCCCGACACAUCGCAACCGAGGUGUAUAUCUCAUAACGUGUCGUGAUGGAAAGAGACGACGUCGUGAAUGAGAGGACAACAGGGACAGUGAGAACUGCAGCAAGAUAGGCAUGAUGGACCCAAACAAGGAGGCACAUGGCAGGAGUCGAUUGAGAUAGCUAAAAGAAAGAAAGAUGCAAGCGUCGGGGAUAAGUAGUAGUCAGUUCGAUGGUCAAUUAUGACAAUGUUGUUACUGUAAAAUUAAAUAUGUCAAAAUCUGCGAUAUUUUGGGUCAAAUAAUGACAUCA